This is a messenger RNA of Tetranychus urticae (two-spotted spider mite), 2119 nucleotides long. RefSeq lists its product as uncharacterized. The record is from RefSeq and is a predicted model, not a curated record. Gene Ontology annotation, cellular component: membrane. NCBI's taxonomy places the organism in Eukaryota, Metazoa, Arthropoda, Arachnida, Trombidiformes, Tetranychidae.
UUGAAAUGAUUAGCAUUGGAUGAAUAACUGUCAAAGAUUUGAUGAAGGAUUUAAUGUGAUUGUUAAUGAUGAUACAUGUAAUAACAAUAAAAAUAAUGAUGAUAAAUGCGGGUGUUUGAUCAGCUUAAACUUGACAUAGACAGUAAAAAGCCUAGGAAAGUGAGAAAACUUGGAGGAGCAAAGGGGAAAAAAUAGAAAGAGACCUAACCGUUAGACAGUAAACUCGAAAGCCAUAUUGAGGCUUAUUUGCUUGUUUGAUUUUUACCUUGGUAUAUCAAUCUAUUUAUUAUAAUAUCAAUUAAUAUUUACCAUGUUACCUUAAUUGUUUAUAGAAACUGUUAAAUUUAACUCUCUUGUUUGGUGAAUACAUCUAUUAAAUAGGAAUGUAUCCACUAAUGUAUCAACCAUAUUGGAUAAUCAAUAAGCUGUGUUUUGGUCAGGUUGGAUGGAGGAUUUUGAUGUUCAUCCUGUUGACAUAUCCAUAUCCACAAGUUUCAACUCAAAAUUUUGAUUACUUUUAUCAUCAUCGAGCUUACCGUCAAAGCGCGUUACCCAGUUACGAGCGGAUCAACGAGCCCAUUUCUUUGGAACCAUUGGUUGAUGAUUAUACGGUAGAUAGUGGUUAUAAAAAGGCCCAAUUAAGAUUGAGUGAAACAUCUGACAGUGGUAAACCAGCUUCUCUUAUUGGUAAAGAUUCAAGUGAUUAUAAUAUUGGAAUUGAUGACGCCAUUUCAUCUGUCAAAGCUUUAGGUAGUAAUGACAAUCUUCAACGUCUGUACCGAUCUGAUGGAAACAAUCAGCAUGGAGAUGCUGUUAGCUCUAGCUUUGUUAAACACAAUCCUUCGCCAUCGUCUCAACUUAAGGCUUCAGGUUUUAAUAUUGAUUCAUCUCAGCCCAUAACAAUGUACGCUCGAUCUUCAUCAGCAGCUAGGAUGCAAACAGGUGAUGAACAGUCCUUUAGUAACGUAUUAUUUGUUGGUUCAGUUAUUGGCGUAACAUUCGUGGGUAUCUUUGUUGUUUUUGCUACCGGAUAUUUUGUUCACAGGAUUAACCUGCAAAGGAAAGCGGCGGCGGAUGUUGAAUAUCCAGCUUACGGGGUUGUUGGACCAGGAGCAACAAUUAAGGAAAAAGAGGCUCUUUCUUCAGUUAAAACGGCAUCAGGAUCUUCCAAAGGUUCAAGCAGUUCAGCUGGAGCUGCAGUUUGUGGAGCUGGUUCAUUGUCACCCAGUGGUGAUCGAAGGCUAGCUCAAUCAGCCCAAAUGUACCACUAUCAUCAUCAAAAGCAGCAAAUGAUUUCAUCGGAGAAAGUCGCUGAGGCUGGUCAACAUCCAUCUACCUCAGAUGUUGACUCCGAUGAAGAGGAAAAUGAAGAAGGUGAUUAUACUGUUUAUGAAUGUCCAGGUUUAGCUUCAACUGGUGAGAUGGAGGUGAAAAAUCCACUCUUUCAGGAUGAUAUAACACCAAUCUCAUCUCCAUCAGUAAGUAAUACGAAACAAGAUGGCCCAAGCAACUGAUGAUUAUGAAAUUACAAGAUUUAUCGUUAAUUAUUAUAUAUUUACAAUCAUUCCGAGAUAACAAUCCUAAACGAUCCUAUUAAAACAAAUUCUGGCAUAUUAUUUCUUCUUCUCUCUAUUGGUGUUAAACAAUUAACUUAAGAUAAAACAGUUGAUAUCUGUUAAAUAUUAUUGUUAUUCACUUCUCUAAUUAUUUGAAAUUUACAAUUUGGACAAUAAUCGAUGCACAAUCAAAGGAAAAAAUGGAUUGGGCAAAAUGGAAACAAGCUAAAGGAAGAAAAUCUUACCAUCAAAGAAGCAUGACUGAAUAAUGAAAGAAAAAAAUGGAAACCUAUUUAAUGAUAAUCAAGACAAAUCAGCGAAAAAAACAAAAAUCUAUCAAGUUUAAAGGGUAAAAACAAGAUGUAUCAGUUGUAAAAGCAAAAUCAAAAGUUAUCUUACAAGUAAAUCGUUGGACAUGUUUUAUGAUAAUUUUUACAACUUUAUUUCUCAACUUAUCAGUGUUUUUGUUUGUAAGCUUGAGCAACAAACGAUUGGAAAAUAAAGCGCCAAAAGAUAGUUCGGAUAAUGGCAGUUAUCAUUAUCUACAUGAUCAACAUGCUUAU